Molecule: messenger RNA, 474 nt
Organism: Rhipicephalus sanguineus (brown dog tick)
Lineage: Eukaryota; Metazoa; Arthropoda; Arachnida; Ixodida; Ixodidae
Product: ventral anterior homeobox 2b-like
Exons: 3
Coding region: 1-474 (157 amino acids)
Molecular function (GO): DNA binding
Source: RefSeq, a predicted model, not a curated record
AUGGCGGCUUCGAAGCAAGCCACACCCGAAGACGGCAACCUCCAGCCAGCUACCUCCGCCCAGAGUGAUGCUCCCAGUGACAAUGCUGUGCUUGAUGAUUCAGCAACAAUGUCAAGUUCGUCGCAAGACAGCAGUAUUAAUGAUGACAAGAACGGCGAUAAGCCUCAAGCAACCAAGAGGUGGAUGAAGAGUCAGUGGCUGUGCACAAAACAGAACAGUUGCGUGCAGUACAUAUCGGGCUGUCAGCUGCGAGGCGAGGACGCCUCGCAGCUGGAUAGUGUGACGGUGAAGGUGUGGUUCCAGAACCGGCGGACCAAGCACAAGCGCCAGAAGCAGGAGGAGGAGCACUCGACGUCCCACGGGGGCUCGGACUGCAAGGCGUCCUCAUCGCCUAGACCGCCGGCCGCGCUUUCCCCCGACAUUCAGAUGGACGACUCGAGCUCCGACUCGACGCAGCCUGACCCAUUGUCGUGA